Molecule: messenger RNA, 405 nt
Organism: Caenorhabditis bovis
Lineage: Eukaryota; Metazoa; Nematoda; Chromadorea; Rhabditida; Rhabditidae
Source: the annotation of a GenBank genome assembly
AUGUGGGACCCUUCUGAUCCAAUCGAACCGGGAACUAUGAAUGAGGAGAUUCUGUUCCCUCCCGGAUACACUCCCUUCUUCUCAAUCCAGACAUUUGUCUCCGUGAUUAUUCCAGUGUUCGCGUUCUUCAUCAUGUUUGCAGUAGUCAUAUUCAUGAUGUACGUCUACCGAAAAUUGUGCACUCAAUCGCCAGUUUUCGAGCAUAUCCUAUGCGAAGAUGAUGAUUUUCUGCCGAUUCCGAGACCAAUUACUCCGAGUCCGGAGCAUUUUCGUCGCAACUCGGCGCAGGCACACUAUCGGCUUCUCAUCAAGAAUAAAUUCGAGAAGGAAUUUGGAAAAUCACGAGCCGAAUCUGGAUUGUUGAUGCCUGUUCGCCUCAUUACUCCCGUUAUUGAAGAUGUCUAA